AUGACGCGACUUCCACUCCCAACGCCAGCCCCGAUCGAUCCCUUGUAUCAGCCCACGGCAUCCAUAGAAAAGAUCCCCGCGACAACACCGAUUGAGUAUAUCCUCGCAAUCCUCGAGCGUGACGGUGGCGUAAUCCUCACAGACCUUGUUUCAAAGGACGACCUAUCUGCGAUCGAACAGGAACUCCAACCCUGGAAUGAAAAGCACCGUCGCCACCUCGACCCGACUGUCGACGGCGAUGCAUUUACCACGAUCCCUCCCCAAACAACACUUGUGCCCGGGUUGGUUGGGAAGUCUAGAACUGUCGCGCAAAUCUGCGAGCACCCGGUUCUCGAGGAACUACGCCAGCGAAUCCUUCGCGACGACUUUGUUCUAUAUCGUGAGGGCAACGCCGAGCCCAACACACUCGAUCCGUUGCUGAGUCUCAGCGUAUCGAUGAAUAUCGGCUAUGGAGCCCCGAGACAACUUCUGCACCGUGAUGAUAACGUUCACAAUAUCCGUCAUACACGAAAUCCUUUCGUCCCAUGGAGCUUCAAGCAGGUGAGCCAGUUUGGAUGCUUAAUUGCCGGGUGUGAGGUGACGCGAGAAAACGGGGGGACAAUGUUCGUCCCGGGAAGUCAUAAGUGGGACGAUGAUCGGUGGGCUCGUGCGGAUGAAGUUUGCUUUGCAGAAAUGUCGCCCGGCUCGGCCUUGAUAUUCCUCGCUUCAGCCUUCCAUGGCGGCGGGCACAAUUCCGUACCUGACUCUGUCCGAACGAUGCACAGUUUAUUCUUUAUCCGUGGCCAUCUUCGGACCGAGGAGAACCAAUUCCUCGCUGUCCCAAGAAGCAAGGUCCGGGAGAUGAGCCCUAAGAUGUUGGAACUCUUGGGUUACAAGAAGCCGACCACAGCAUUGGGCAUUGUAGAUAACAUGAGCCCAGACGAGGAUGUGGAUGGUAUCUGGGCGAGAGCAGUGCAAUAAUGAUUCAUCGAUGCCGGUUAUGCGCGCCGACGCUGCAUGAAUCAUGUCUUUACGUGUUGAUGUUGUGAUAUUAGUGUCAGCUUUAAGUGACGAAAUCAUGUAAUAUGUAUUAUUCUUGCG
Molecule: messenger RNA, 1080 nt
Organism: Aspergillus pseudonomiae
Lineage: Eukaryota; Fungi; Ascomycota; Eurotiomycetes; Eurotiales; Aspergillaceae
Product: phytanoyl-CoA dioxygenase family protein
Exons: 2
Coding region: 1-960 (319 amino acids)
Source: RefSeq, a predicted model, not a curated record